CGCUGCGGGCCCGAGGCCCAGCCGCGAGCGGCCUCCCGGGCCUCCCUCCCCGUCCUGUCCCGUCCCCUUCCGCGGGGCCUUCUAUAUGGGCCACCUUCUCUCGAAGGAGCCGCGUAAUCGUCCAAGCCAGAAGAGGCCUCGCUGUUGCAGCUGGUGUCGCCGCCGGCGCCCUCUCCUCAAGCUGCCCCGCCGGACGCCAGCCAAGGCGACCCCCCAGCCGGCAGCGCCCCGGAGCCGGGACUGCUUCUUCCGCGGACCCUGCAUGCUCUGCUUCAUCGUGCACAGCCCCGGCGCGCCCGCCCCCGCCGGCCCAGAGGAGGAGCCGCCGCUCUCGCCGCCGCCGCGGGACGGGGCCUACGCCGCCGCCGCCGCCGCCGCCGCCUCCUCCUCCUCUCAGCACCUGGCGCGACGCUACGCGGCCCUGGCCGCGGAGGACUGCGCCACCGCCGCCCGCCGGUUUCUGUUGUCCUCGGCCGCCGCCGCUGCCGCCGCUGCCGCCUCCGCUUCGUCGCCCGCCUCCUGCUGCAGAGAGCUGGGGCUGGCCGCGGCCGCUGCCUGGGAGCAGCAGGGCCGGGGCCUCUUCCUGGCCAGCGUGGGGCCCGUGCGCUUCCUGGGGCCGCCCGCCGCCGUGCAGCUCUUCCGGGGGCCGCCGCCGCCGCCGCCGGCCGAGCCCCCCGCGGGCCCCGAUAUGGUGUGCAAGCGGAAGGGGGCCGGGGUCCCCGCCUGCACCCCUUGCAAGCAGCCCCGCUGUGGCGGCGGGGGCUGCGGCGGCGGGAGCGGCGGCGGGGGCGGGCCUGCGGGGGGAGGCGCCUCUCCGCCGCGGCCCCCCGACGCCGGCUGCUGCCAGGCCCCGGAGCAGCCCGCGCCGCAGCCGCUGUGCUCCCCGCCCUCGUCCCCACCUUCCGAGAGCGCCUCCAUCGAGGCCCGCGGGGACGCGGUCCGAGCCGGGGGCACCGCCCCCUCGUCCGCCAAGCAGCAGCCUGAAUGCGGCGACACGAACGGUCAGGAGCCCCCCGAAAACCCUUGCGACUGUCACAGGGAGCCGCCCCCCGAAACCCCAAACAUCAACCAGCUACCGCCGUCCAUCCUGCUUAAGAUAUUUUCCAAUUUAUCCCUGGAUGAACGUUGCCUUUCUGCAUCAUUGGUUUGCAAGUACUGGCGUGACCUUUGUUUAGAUUUCCAGUUUUGGAAGCAGUUGGAUCUUAGUAGUCGACAACAGGUCACUGAUGAAUUAUUGGAAAAAAUUGCAUCAAGAAGUCAGAAUAUAAUAGAAAUCAACAUUUCUGAUUGUCGCAGUAUGUCUGAUACUGGCGUAUGUGUUCUAGCAUUUAAGUGUCCUGGACUACUUAGGUAUACAGCCUACAGGUGUAAACAGCUUUCUGACACCUCUAUUAUUGCGGUUGCCUCUCACUGCCCUUUACUUCAGAAAGUACAUGUAGGCAACCAGGACAAACUUACUGAUGAAGGACUCAAACAGCUGGGAUCAAAAUGCAGAGAACUCAAAGAUAUUCAUUUUGGCCAGUGUUACAAGAUCUCAGAUGAAGGCAUGAUCGUCAUAGCUAAGGGCUGCCUGAAACUACAAAGAAUAUACAUGCAGGAAAACAAAUUAAUGCAGUUAUUAUUUCCUGUUUUGCGUAUGAGAAAAACCAAGCUAAGAGAGCUGAUAAUACAUUUGCCUGUCCUGACGUUACUAGUGACAGACCAGUCAGUGAAAGCAUUUGCUGAACACUGUCCUGAACUUCAGUAUGUUGGCUUCAUGGGUUGUUCAGUGACUUCUAAAGGAGUCAUCCACCUAACCAAGCUAAGAAAUCUUUCCAGCUUAGACCUACGUCACAUCACUGAAUUGGAUAAUGAAACUGUGAUGGAAAUUGUCAAGAGGUGCAAAAAUCUUAGCUCUCUCAAUCUCUGUCUGAACUGGAUCAUAAAUGACAGGUGUGUGGAGGUCAUUGCAAAGGAAGGACGGAACCUGAAAGAGCUAUAUUUGGUGUCCUGUAAAAUCACAGAUUAUGCACUGAUAGCCAUUGGGCGAUACAGUAUGACAAUAGAGACCGUGGAUGUUGGAUGGUGUAAAGAAAUUACAGAUCAAGGAGCCACCCUGAUUGCACAAAGCAGCAAAUCUCUGAGAUAUUUGGGGCUGAUGAGAUGUGAUAAAGUCAACGAAGUGACCGUGGAACAGCUGGUGCAGCAGUACCCCCAUAUCACCUUCAGCACUGUCCUGCAGGACUGCAAGAGGACCUUGGAGAGAGCCUAUCAGAUGGGCUGGACCCCCAAUAUGUCUGCCGCCUCCUCCUAAUGUGCAUGCCCACACAUGGGUACACUUGGAUCCUUCUGCGGGGCAGAGAAGUGUAGAUUUGGAAUGGGUGAUCUCUUGGAAAGGUUUUAACUAUCACCUGUCUGUGUGUGUACCAGAGUGUGUAUAUUUGUGUCUUGUUUGCCUACUGCAUAGCAUAAGCGCACUUGUUAUUUGUUCCCAGGUGAGCUGACUUUUUUUUUUCUUAAAAAUUGAAGAUUAUGAAAGCCACACAAAGUUAGUUUUUAAGUUUAAAGGCUUAUUUCUUUAAACAACAAUUUUUAAUAGAGAGCCAAAGAAUUGGACUAUUUUGAGCUUCUGAUUUCUGCCAUUUUUAAAAUGCCCAAAAAAGAAAUCUUUCUUUUUUGAUGGAAUAGAAUUGCGCACUUCAACAGGUCAGCCCAGGAGUGAUGGUGUACUAAUUGGAAGCCUGCAAAUUAAUGAUCUUCAAAAUUCCAAGCACAUGUACACAUAUAGUUAUUUACACUCUUAGAUGCCCACACCUGUGGGUGUACAAACACACCAGGGUGGUUUCUUCAUAAACCAUUCCUGACAGAGGGGACUUCCUCCAGGCCAUAGAGGGAGCACGUCAUCCACUGUGGCACCUCCUAAUUAAGUGUGUCCACAAGUGGGCAGCUUUCUGUCUGGUGAGUGACUUAGGGACUAGAAAGAAUGAAGCCUUUUGUAAAUUUUUUAUAUGGAGAAAACAAUCUGAACUCCCUUGGCCAGCUCACAAAAAUUAAUUAUUCAUUAUUCUACACAUUCUGUUGAGUACUAAAUAUUUUAGUUGGUUUUACAUUAAUAUUGUGUUAGCUUUUAUUUUGUGGAUAGCAAGUGAUUGGGAUAUAUUUUAGUGACAUUUGGAGGUAAUCUUAGCAUUAUCCACAAUGAAGCCACCAAUGUAAUUAAUGGUGUAUAGUCAUUUAAAAAAAUCUACAGAUCAUUUCAUUACUUUGUUAACUUUGAUAAUUAUGAAGACAUAUUUCUGAGAUUUGGGGUAGUCACAUUAAUAGACAGUUCAUGAGUGAAAUAUAAGUAGACAAUCUACUGAAUUUUUUUUUUUUUGCUUUGCUUUGGGUUUCAGAACAGAUUUUUGGAUAUAUGCAUGUUAUCGGUUUUUUUAAUAGUUCUUAUGCUACUGCAAAGAUCUAUUGCUAGCUACUGUAUGAGUUAAGAAGAAAAUUAGAAAAUCUGUUCAUUAAGAUUCUGUUUACACUUGCCAGAAAUAAGUAUUUUUGUUUAAUUGAAGAUUGCCAGCUUUUGGUUAAGACAGUAGCUAUCAGAAAAUGGAUAUGCAUUUGAUUUCACACAUCUUCACAAUUAAUUCAUUGUAGGUACUCAGGCUCCAAUAAACUUUCCUAUAUCUAGAUUUAUAAUCAAGACUGUAAGGAGCCUUUUUAAGCUAAAAAGUGAUUAUCUUUCAUAGUAGAACUAAAAAUAAAACCCUGAUUUGUCAAUUUGCUAUUUAUUCCUCCCGAUGUGGGCAUAACUGUUAUUUUGUCUUUAACAGAUAUAAAGUUUGAGUUCAUUUCCUAUAAUUCCAAAUAUUGUUAAAAUGAUACUAGCUGUAAGAAACAAAAGAUAGCCUUACAUAUGAAUGUCAUUCAUGUAUUUAUAGUGACUUCUUUUUUAUAAACAACUGUUUCUUUUGAUUAUAUCAACAUAUUUCUAAUGUGACAAUUUUUGUUUUAAUUCCAAUCAGUUCAGAAAAUGUAGUCAGUAAACACUAAGGAUAUUUUCCCAUAGCUAAAUAGAUUACUAAUUUAAUUUUAAGGGAGUAAAAUUUGUGUGAGAAAAAGCUGUUUACCAUUAAUAAACUACAUUUCUUCUUACACAGUGAACUGUGUCAUUUUCAUAUCCAUUUCUCCACCACUGAAAAAUCUUAUUUCACAACAUUUAAAUUGAUUUUUAACCCAAAACUAAUUUAUAGGACAGUAUGUAUAGUAAUAGUAGCUUCAGUGAAUAAAAAAUGUUUAAUUUUAUAUAUGUCAUACUAUAUUUUAAAUAAUUUUAAAAGGGACAAAAGAAGGGAGAACAAUCUAUGUUAUAGAAGGUAUAAUUUCAGUUCAAAGUUAUAAUAAUCUUUGGAGUGUUACAGUUUGGUUGUCAAAUGGUUUCAGAGUGUAUAAUUGAUUUUUUAAAAUGUCUCAUUGUUUUAAAUAAAGUACAGCACUAAAACAUGCUUUAGCUUGGGGGUGGGAUGGGGUGGGGACUGCACUUAUUCUCUAAGAUGUCAGCUACUCCAGAAAGCCUGAUGCAACAUAACCUGGAAAACUGCUUUGGUACAUUUGUAGAAAUCUGUAGACGUAUCAUUUCUAGCCUCAAAGCAUUAAUCUCAAAAAACAGCCAGGAAAAGCAUCACUCUGAGUGAUUCUGUGAUGGUUGUUGAAUGUGUUCUCAUUAGAUGCUUUAAAAUGAGGCUUGAAAUAAUUUUUUUCUACGCAAUAUAGUUUCUUUUUCUUUCCUUUUUUCUGUUUGUUUGCUUAGCGUAUCAUAAAUACAUGUGAACAUGUUUAAUGCAGGGCUUUUUAUCCUCUCCAAAAUGUCAACAGUAUUUUCAGAAUAAAACCUAUGAAAUACAUUGCUGUAGUGAAAAACUCUGGUCCUUUGUCUUUAAUGUCUUUUUGAGUGGAUAAAGAAAAUCACCCAGUUUGUAGUUUCUAUAUUUCUGUGAAUCUUUUGACCUUGCAAUGGGUUGCAAUAAAAGAGAAACAAAACACUGUA
Molecule: messenger RNA, 5014 nt
Organism: Heterocephalus glaber (naked mole-rat)
Lineage: Eukaryota; Metazoa; Chordata; Mammalia; Rodentia; Bathyergidae
Gene: Fbxl17
Product: F-box and leucine rich repeat protein 17
Cellular component (GO): cytoplasm
Molecular function (GO): protein binding
Source: RefSeq, a predicted model, not a curated record